Molecule: messenger RNA, 1558 nt
Organism: Mercenaria mercenaria
Lineage: Eukaryota; Metazoa; Mollusca; Bivalvia; Venerida; Veneridae
Product: sushi, von Willebrand factor type A, EGF and pentraxin domain-containing protein 1-like
Exons: 3
Coding region: 238-1530 (430 amino acids)
Source: RefSeq, a predicted model, not a curated record
UUUUAACGUGACAAGACUCAAAUAUAAAGUGGUUACACGGAUGUAAAGUCGGAAGAUCAAUUGAGCCAGGCAUUUAUUAGAAUGUACAAUUCAGACGAAACUUUGCAAUCACUUAAUGAACAAUUAGCUUGUGUUAUAACAUAUAUAAUCUGGCGUAUAUUAUAAGAUACUGUUUUAUAGUUACACCGGAACUGCGGAACUAACCUCAUACCAAUAAUUGAAGCAGAUAGAGGGACAAUGCUGCAAGCUGUUUAUUACGUGCUUCUGGCAUCUUUAUUAGUGGGAACGUGUGUCAAAGCUGACUGUGACAGUCCUCCGAGUAUUGCAAAUGCGGUCAACAACAUCACUGGUACUCCGCCUUAUCCAGAAGAUACAACUGUGCGAUAUGACUGUAAGCUUGGAUACAAUCCGACGGGAACCAGCCGAUUUUACACCUGCAAUGGCAACACAUGGACUGACGGUAAAUUUCGGUGUGAGCAAAUAUUCUGCUCGCACGUGAAACCUCCAGAAAAUGGCUAUGUAGUGAACACUCCAACAAAUGAAGUUGGAACUUCAAUCAAAUUUGCCUGCAAUGUUGGGCAUGAUAUUUCUGGCGAUGACAUGAUGACAUGCCGAACAGAUGGCAAAUGGAGUCCUUCUGCGCCCCCUACAUGCACCCCUAAGGACUGUGGGGAAUUUGAGUCUUUACAAUAUGCAGAUACAUUUCAAGAUAAUACAGAAAUCGAAAGGAACCAUUAUGGCAGUGUCACAGAGGUCACGUGUCAAAAUGGAAGAGUUCUAAACGGACCGCCUCGUAUCAGAUGUGAAUCUGAUGGCCAAUGGGGUGAUCAACCAACAUGUGAACUCUUAAAAUGUCCCCAAUAUCCAAAUACAAACGCGUCGUGUGUAAAGAAUGCUGUAAAAUCUGGCGAAUUUUAUUUCCUUAUUUGUAAGGAAGACAUAUCUACCAAGACUGGCCCUGAAGCUGCAGAAUGUAUAUCAGGUGCUUGGGAUUCCCUUGAAAUGGCUUGCUUUUGUGACUGUACGGUUCCAGAUUACAAUAAAAAUCUGAUACGUAUUGAUAAUUUGAACGAACACGGCAAUCUACCCCACAAUGCAACGCUUCAGUGGACAUGUCUCAGUGGACCUUCCGAUUCUUCUACUGGUUAUGUCAUUUGUACUGAUGGAAAACUCGUUAUAAUGAAAGAUGAAAAUGAAGUCACAUAUACUAAUGUCUCUGAUGUAUCAGAUAUAAAUCACAAGAUUCUCUCGGAACUGUGCUAUAUACCAACAACAGUAACAUCCACAAGCACGGAAGUGACGUCAUCACAACCAACAUCAAAAGCAACUCCCAUAAACUCAGUCACAAACACGGAAGUGACGUCAUCACAACCAACAUCAAAAGCAACUCCCACAAACUCAGUCAUAAACACUACAACAGUCAGUACAGAUUUUAAUAACAGGAAAACAACAGCGAAAGUUAAUGCAGCAGCAGUAGCGGUCGCGAAUGUCCUUUCUAUUUUCAUUGUUUGUAUUUUGUCGUUUGUUUAAAGGUGGUAAGACUCACUUACCCGACAUU